GCGGGCAGGCAGCCGAGGGAAAGAGAGCAGGGACCGUCAGGGUCCAGAUAGACCACUGGUUGAGGUGUAUAGGGGCAGGUAGGCCCUGGCGUGUCCUGCUGUCUGUUUCCACCUGUGUUCAGAGGCAGCUUGCUUCCCUUACACGGGGCAAUGGCAUCUCCCAGCCACAUCCUGGCUCUCUGCGUGUGUCUCCUCAGCAUGGCCAGUGCAGAAGGUCCACAGGAACCGGAUCCAUUCACCUAUGAUUACCACACACUGAGGAUUGGCGGCCUCACCAUCGCUGGGAUCCUCUUCAUCCUGGGCAUCCUUAUCAUCCUUAGCAAGAGAUGUCGGUGCAAAUUCAACCAACAGCAGAGAACUGGGGAACCCGACGAAGAGGAGGGAACUUUCCGCAGCUCCAUCCGCCGUCUGUCCACCCGCAGGCGGUAGAACCUCCACCUGGCUCCGGAAAACUCAGCCAGGACUCCCUUGACACCUGACUCCUCUCCCAACCCAGCUGCUUGCCCGUGGCCACCUCCAGUGUCCCUUGCCUCAGCCCUGCCUCUCGGACACCCCUUACUGCUAAGACCGCCAAUAAAACUCGGUUUUUCCUCUU
Molecule: messenger RNA, 595 nt
Organism: Microtus ochrogaster (prairie vole)
Lineage: Eukaryota; Metazoa; Chordata; Mammalia; Rodentia; Cricetidae
Gene: Fxyd1
Product: FXYD domain containing ion transport regulator 1
Biological process (GO): regulation of sodium ion transmembrane transporter activity; monoatomic ion transport
Cellular component (GO): membrane
Molecular function (GO): sodium channel regulator activity
Source: RefSeq, a predicted model, not a curated record